AUGGAGCAACCACAGGCCUCGCAGGAGGAGUCCUCCCGUAUCUUUGUCAGGAAUCUCCCCCCGACCAUAACCGAGCCAGAAUUCCGCAAGCACUUCUCCCACGGCUCCAUCACCGACAUCAAGCUCAUCCCCCAGCGGAGAAUUGGCUAUGUCGGCUUCAAGACCCCCGACGAGGCAAAGAAGGCCGUCAAGCUCUUCCACCGCUCCUUCAUCCGCAUGUCCAAGAUCGCGGUAGAGCUGGCACGACCUAUCUUAGAUCCUGCACUCUACAAGGCAAGGCAGGCCCAUAACACCUCUCACGCCCCGCCUCUGCCGACUUCAAAGGCACCCCAAGCGACGGGCGACUCUUCUGCCGACCCGGCGCAGAAGAAACGGAAGCGCGACGAUCUCGACGAGGCAGACCCCAAGCUUCAGGAGUUCCUCGAGGUCAUGCAUCCCGGGAACUACCCUGCCAAGAAGGUCCGGGAGGAAGAGAGUCUGGACGCCGUGAAACCCCUGGUCGUUACCGACGGGGAUUCUGAUGGAGAAUAUGAAGAAGUUCCCAGCCGCAAACUGAAAGGGGCAGAGCGUGAGCCCAUGGCGAGGAAUGAGGAAUUAUCAACCCAAAUAAAGGCUCCCACGGGUCGUGUUGGCUCAGACCCCGACGCCUCAGAUUCUGCUGGUCUUCGGCCUGAAUCGGGUGCUAUGGAUCUGGACGUGCCCUCCAACAACGACGACGUGCCUGGCCCUGCUACCGACGAUGAUUGGCUUCGUUCGAGGACAAAUCGACUCCUAGACUUGGUUGAAGACGAUGAAGGCUUGGCUGCCCUAAGCCGUGGCGCCGAGUCUGCCCCGGCUCCUGCGCAGGAUAUCAAGGCAUCAGAACCUGUCCCAGUAUCAGAAGUCGAGACACGGCCAGAAGCCGCCGCCGGAGAGGAUGCUGCCGCUGAACACCCCAGGCCCCGGCGACAGGAGCCAAAGGAAGAUUCGGUCCUUGAAUCCAUUCGCAACACGUCAAGGAUAUACGUCAGGAAUCUGCCCUACUCGGCAACUUCGACAGAGCUGCGCGAGUUUUUUGCCAAGUUCGGCGAUAUCGAAGAGAUUCACGUGCCGUCGCCUCGCGGCUCCACCAACAACAACCAAGGAUUCGCCUUCAUUUCGUACGUCGAGCCCGACCACGCAGUUGAGGCAUUCCAGCGCGCAGAUGGAGCAACUUUCCAGGGGCGGAUGAUCCAUAUCAUCCCGGGAUCCGCCAAGCGAGUCCAACAGCUGGAUGAGUACACACUGUCUAAACUUCCUUUGAAGGAGCAAAAUCGGCUCCGGAAAAAGGCAAAGGCUGGGUCGGCAUUCAACUGGAACUCCCUAUACAUGAACCAGGAUGCCGUGCUCAACUCCACGGCUGACCGCCUUGGCGUCUCCAAGUCGGAGCUGCUGGACCCUACCAAUGCCGAUGCGGCCGUCAAGCAAGCACUUGCAGAGACGUCGACGAUCCAAGAUACCAAGGCUUAUUUUAUUGCAAACGGCGUGGAUCUGGACAGUUUCAAAUCCGCUCAGCGAUCUGACACUAUAAUCCUGGUCAAGAACUUCCCGUACGGAACCUCUAUUGAGGAGCUGAGAACGGAGUUUCAGGAACACGGACAGGUCUUGCGAGUUUUGAUGCCACCAACUGGAACUAUUGCUAUAGUUCAUUUCGCCAAUGCGGCCGAAGCCAAGACGGCCUUUGGGAAACUUGCUUAUCGUCGCUUCAAGAACAGUAUCUUGUUUCUUGAAAAGGGGCCCAAAACAUUAUUUGUUGAAGGGGCACCACAGGAAACGUCUUCUACCAAGACUGAUGGCAAACAGAAACUGUCUGCGGAAGAACUCAUGGGACGUGGCGUUAACGAAGAGCCUGAAGAGUCGAGCUCCUUGUUUGUCAAGAACUUGAGCUUCAAUACUAACACUGCGCAACUGCAUGAGGCUUUCAAGCAUCUCGACGGCUAUCGAUCUGCGUCGGUCAAGACAAAGACCGACCCAAAGAAGCCUGGUCAGGUACUCAGCAUGGGUUUUGGCUUUGUCGCCUUCUCCAACAAGGCUUCUGCUGAAGCGGCAGCACAGUCAAUGGAUGGCCAGGUGCUCCAUGGCCACAAGCUGCUCGUCCGGACUAGCCAUGGUGGCCAGGAUGCGGCCGAGCAGCGGCGCAAGGAAGAUGCCGCCAAGAAGGCCGCGAACCGAAGCACAAAGAUCAUUCUGAAGAACUUGCCCUUUGAGGCGACAAAGAAGGACAUCCGAACUUUGAUGGGUACCUACGGGCAAUUGCGCACUGUGAGGUUACCAAAGAAUGUUCAAAACCGGUCAAAGGGUUACGCCUUCUGCGAAUUUGUGACAAGUCGCGAGGCUGAAAAUGCAAUGGCAGCGCUGAAGGAUACUCACUUACUCGGUAGAAAGCUGGUGCUUGAGUUUGCAGAGGCUGAAGCAGUCGAUGCCGAAGAGGUCAUCGCAAAGAUGACCAAGAAGACGGGCUCCCAGAACGCCAAGGUCUCCCUGCACCAGCUUAUAGGAGGGGAUCGGAAAAAGAUCACUUUAGGGGACGAGGAGGAAGGCGAGGGAGACUUUUAG
This is a messenger RNA of Neoarthrinium moseri, 2574 nucleotides long. RefSeq lists its product as uncharacterized. The transcript has 3 exons. The coding region runs from base 1 to 2574 and encodes 857 amino acids. Gene Ontology annotation, cellular component: cytoplasm; nucleus; ribonucleoprotein complex. Gene Ontology annotation, molecular function: mRNA binding. The record is from RefSeq and is a predicted model, not a curated record. NCBI's taxonomy places the organism in Eukaryota, Fungi, Ascomycota, Sordariomycetes, Amphisphaeriales, Apiosporaceae.